CUCCAGGUCGAGACUCCUGUUGGAAGUAUCCGGAGGGAAGCGUCCUCCUGUCGGAUCAAGUCACUGGAAAACACCGCGGUACCGCCGGGACACUCUGCGGGGGAAACAAGCACCAGCAGCGGGUUUGAAUCCGAGCCGGAGGAGAGCUGAGGCAAAGCGGGUCAGAGGACCACUGAUCGAUACCCUCGGGUUGUGUGUGUAUGCGCGUGUGUGUUUUCGUUUGGAAACACACACACACUCUCUCUCACAUAGUCACAGGUUGCUAGCGGAGUUGACGCUAACCGAGCUAGCCACGUUAGCUUCCCGCAGCUAGCCGUGUCCUCCACCUUUUUCCCAACCACCACCACCGGGACCAAACAACCCGCCGCAGCCGGAGUUAACGUUCGCCGAGGCGGCCGAACCCUCCCCGCACGGGCCGCUCCACGCACCGGGUCACGAUGUGGUGUUUUUCGGGGCGUGUGUCCCGCUGGCCGGCUGCUAGCCUCGGCUGACCGGAGCCUGCUCCGCGGACAUGGAUUCUCCUCCCGGGUUCUACCUCUCUCUCUAAAGCUGGACUUUGCGCUCGGGCCGUUUUAAGCCGCAGUCCUCCCCGGGUUUAAUCGCAUUCUGUCGGACGAGUGUUUCACUAAAUCCCGCCUGGGUCCUUUUCUCUGUGCGUGUUUUUAUUUUUUUCGGGAGGAGGAGGAGGAGGUAAAGAGAGGAAGAGGGGAAAGAAAAAAAAGUUUGGGAGAAGUUGAGGAUUUUUCCGAGCCUGUGGAAAAAUGGAUGCGGGUAUAGAGAAGGAAUGCAGCGCCUUGGGAGGGCUCUUCCAGCUCAUCAUGACGGACAUGAAGGCCAGUUAUCCGACAUGGGAGGACUUUGUGACCAAAGGAGCCAAACUGCAGUCACAGCUCAGGACGACCAUCGUGGUAACUGGAGCCUUCCUGGAUGCUUUUCAGAAGGUGGCAGAUAUGGCAACCGGGACCAGAGGUGCCACGAAGGAGAUCGGCUCGGCCCUGACCAGGAUGUGUAUGAGACACCGCAGCAUCGAGUCCAAACUCAAACUGUUCACUACGGCUCUCUCAGAAAGUCUCAUCACUCCGCUGGAGUUGAAGAUGGAGGAGUGGAAGAAAGCGGCCAGUCAGCUGGACAAAGAUCACGGCAAAGAGUAUAAAAAAGCCCGGGCAGACAUCAAGAAGAAGUCGUCAGACACCAUCAAGCUGCAGAAGAAGGUGAAAAAGGGGAAGGACCAGGCGCGGGGACAGCUGGACUGCGCUCUGCAGGACGUCAACGAGCGUUACGCUGUCCUGGAGGAAACGGAGAACCGAGCCGUGUGCAGGGCGCUGAUAGAGGAGAGGGCCCGCUACUGCAACUUUGUCACCAUGCUGAAACCUGUCCUGGACCAUGAGAUCAACAUGCUGGGAGAGGUGACCCACCUCCAGACCAUCCUGGGAGAUCUGAUGAACCUGACAGCUGAGCCCAAUAAACUUCCUCCAGCCAGCGAGCAGGUCAUCUCAGACCUGAAAGGUUCUGACUUCAACUACAGCUACCAGACACCUCCAGCUUCUCCCAGUGGCACACUGUCCAGGAAGAGCAGCAUCAGCAGUAACUACCAGUCUGGAUCGGUGAGACACGUUCCCUCACUGGACUCCAUCAGCUGUGCUGUGGAUGGAGUACACAUCCAGGACACACUGGGAUCCAACAAUCAGCUGGCUGCUGGGGGAAGUAGAGGCCCGGAGAACGGGCUGUUGGCUCCACCACACAGCGUCUACGGAGAGAGAACACGAGCCAUGUCUGCAUCUGGGAGGUCUUGCUCGGCCCGGGAUCAGCUGGCGUUGACCCUGGGUGCGUUGAAUUCGGACGCCCCGAGGAGCAGCCGGGACUCUCUGCACUGCUCCAGCGGCUACAGCACCCAGACCACCACCCCGUCCUGCUCCGAGGACACCAUCCACUCACACACUGUAAAGAGAGAUCCUCCCCUCUAUGUCGACUACGAGUGCAUCUCUCUCCACGGAGACGCCGACUCCAUCUCCUUACACCACCUGUCCCACGGAAACAGCCAGUCCGACUUCGACAGGUCCUCCACCAUGCCGAGGAACUCUGACCUCGGUUUACAGUACAGGAAGUUCGCUCAGUCCAAACGCCCCGCCUCCACCGUCAGCCUGUUGGCCGACCCCGAGCUGAUGGGCGGGUCUGUCCGCCAGCUGCCGUCCCACACGGCGACCAUCAGGCGCAAGCCGUCGUCCAAGCCCACGUAUCGCAGGGGGACAAUCAGCGGGGGGGUGCCCAUCCCCAUCAGCACUCCGAAGGUCCCCAUGAAAGCUAUCGGAGGAAGCGGGGGUAGCGAGGACAAUGUUUUCAUAGCGCCCCCUCCUGUAGGACCAGGAGGCUUAGGUCACAACAAACUCUGCACGUCCACGCAGAGCCUCAGCGCCUUACCGCCCUCCUCCUCCUCCCCGUACUACCAGCUGGUCCCAGGCCACAUGCCCAUCCCAGUGCCUGGUCCCACUGUACCUUCCCUGCCAGCAGAGGGCAGCAACACCAGGCAACAGAGACAGUACCAGCAGCAACUGCAUCCGCAUCCGCACAACCAACAACUCCAGAUUCAGCAGCAGCAGCAAUAUUAUCAGCAGCAGCAUCAGCUGCAUCUUCAGCAGCAGCAGUUCCAGCAUCAACAGGAUCCAUAUCAGAAGCAGGAGCCGCUUCAGCAGCAGAUCCAGCAUCAGCAGGCUCUGCUUCAGCAACAGGAUCAGAAGCAGGAGCAGCUUCAGAAGCUUCAGCAGCUUCAGCAGCAGGUCCAGCAGCAGCAGGCUCUGCUUCAGCAACAGGAUCAAUAUCAGCAGCAGGAGCAGCUUCAGCAGCAGCAGUUCCAUCUUCAGCAGUCUCUGCUUCAGCAACAGCAGCAGGAUCAAUAUCAGCAGCAGGAGCAGAAACAGAAGCUGUUCCAGCAGCUGCACCAGCCCCAGCCCUCCUCCCCCCAGGCAGACCUCUCCUGGCCGGACCACAGCACUCACCCUCAGCCCCAUUCUCCUCCGCCCUCCAGCCAGGACCAGAACCCGGAGCCGCUGACCCAGGACGGUGGAGGUGGAGGAGGGCGAGACAUGCUGACCCUCAUGAGAGGAGUAAAGCUCAAAAGGACCCUCACCAACGAUCGCUCCGCCCCUUUUCUGCCGGCCCCAGCCAAUCACAAAUGAGGCUGAGCGACAGACUGUUUUGCUUCCCAGGGGGUUAACGUUACGUUUGAUGGGUUCAACGCCCACAAGAGGCACCUGAGGGUGUUAGCACAGACUUUGCAAACACACUGAUAAUCGCUGGUACUUGUCGUGUAUCGUGUUUUAUUUUCUUCCCUUUUAGGACGUUUUAGAUUUCUGUUUUAAAACAUUUUGAGACGUUGAUGUCUUUUCCUGUUGCUGUUGCAACCAUCUUUCUGCUUUUUUCUGCUUUUUGUUUGCAUUUUGAUUGUGCAUAAAGUUUUUUGUUUGACCCAGUCUCGCCGCAAGAGCUGAUUGUUGUAGUUAGCGCUCACCUCCCGGUCAGGUGACUGUUCUGCGGCUUGUUAAUUGGCCCAAAAUUAAGCUGUUAGUGUCUCAGAUCCUUUUCAGUCCUUUGUGCGUUUGAUUCGCCGGUUGCCUCCUCCUCCUCGAAGUAGGAGGGUGGGGUUUAGUCAUCAGUCCAGUAGCUCCACUGUGUCACGUGGUUGAACCGCGGCGUGUGGAGCUUUUAAUUUGCUUUAAUUUGUCGUAGAUUGUUUCAUUCGUCUCAAAGAGAUGAACUCAGGACCAGACUCUCCCUGAAUAAAUCAUCAACUAUGUGUCUGUAGACUGAAAAUACAUCAGAACAAAGAAAGCUGAGGGAACAGCGGGGGGGGGGGCGGCGGGGGGGCGGACUUGAACUUGAUUUCUUGACUUCCUCCCGUUUGAGUGGCAGCAGUUUCUGGCUCCUGGAUGACAGACGGUGCCACUAUAUGUGGAAAAGGAUUAAAAAUGUUACUGAGGGCAAAUGUCUGGUUUACUGUGUAAGUGAUUAACUGGUUAACAUGUGGAACGGUUGUAAUCGUUUGAAGAAAGGAGACGCUCCGGUUUGUUUGCAGCUUUUAGAGGCAACACGAAAACAGUCGCUCUUAGAAUAAAGAAAAAGUAGAGUUCAGAUCUCUAAUGUCUUAAGAGCAGACGUGUUUAAGGACCUGAUCGAACACUCUGCUCCCACAGAACAUUUUAGAUCUCAGUUUAAUAACUAAAGUCUGACCCACAUACAAUGUGUGAGGCUGAUGAUAAACAAUAACAGGAAGUGCUCUGUUUUUGACAAGAUCUAUAGAUCUGGUCUCUUCCUUCAAAGAUAGAUCUUAAAUCACUUUCCUUCAAAAACAAUCUGAAUUAACAAUAAGCUUAUGAGAUCUGCCAGGUUAAAUAAACGUGUUCAAAGAUGUGACCUCAGCUUCCGUCACUGAGGUUCUGUUAAACUUAGACUUUUAACUUUACAUUAAAAACAGUAUUUAUCUGCAGAGUUUGGUUUGGCUCCAGUAGCUGGUUCUAUUUGGAUCCUGUUCCCAAACAAGUUGGUUUAAUCUGAUCUCCUCUCAGUUCACAUGCACAGUUUAUGUUCUGGCCUGUAGAUCUGAUCCGUUGCCUCUACAAGUUGCUUAUGGAGCGUGGACCUGGCGUUGGGACCAGUUUGAGCAGGAGAACUAGGCCGUAGAUCCCAUGAAGCACCGGGGUCAGGACAUCGGUCACUGGAUCGACUCGGUGGUUAAAUCACAUUAGCAGGAGUUUGAGUAGAGUUGCUGAGUCAUUGUUUUCUAUUGGAUUAAUAUGAACAUAUUUUUUUAUUCCUUAAAAUCAUUUAGUGUGUAAUAUAAGAUAAAUUAAUAAGAAAUGCCUGACCGCCCCCAGAGAGCCAAAGGUGUCAUCUUCAAAUGUUCAAACUAUUUGUCUGAUCUUCAGUUAAUAAUCAUAAAAUCACCUUAAAAUUGUCUUAAUAUAACAAUAAAUACAAUAUCAAAACGGUGGCCAAGUUAUUUUUGUCGGUUAUUCGAUUCAACUCUACUUUUCAUUUUCAAAAAACAUGUUUCAAGUCUGUUUCUGUUUUUCUGAUGUUUUUUUACGUCAAUAUGUUAUUAAGUCGAAAGCUUAUAAAACUAUUCAAAAGAUUUAAAUAUCUGAAGGUUUUAGCGAAAGUUGCAACACAAAGAAAUACAAUCAAAUAAUAAAAUUGGCUUCAUUUUUCUAAAGAAGAAUAUAGUAAUUAUUUAUUAAAACUUAUUUAGAUAUUUGCCUAUUUGUUGCAGCUCUGUUACAGAUUUAAAAACCAUGACACAUGAUCUGUUUCUGAUUUUCUGAUAUUUCUUUAACCAGAAAACCUAACAUAUUUUCCUCCUGAGUUAAAUACCUUCGGGUUUAAAGUCCAUAAUGUUGGAAAAUUUAAUUUACAAGCAACAUGAGUCAGUUAUGGAAAUGAAAUGUCAGUGUUUGACCUCCGUGACCCCGUCUCCGGCCCUGCUGGGACGCUGCCUGCCAGAGACCAGCUGCAUGCUGGGAAAUGCAGUCCGGUCUCUGGUCCUGGUCGGACUUCAGAGGAAAGGUUUCUGUUUAUUUUUGGAUGUUUUUUUUGCAGCUUAAUCCAAUGUUUUAUUUUGUUGUAAGUUUUAUGAAAGUUGCCUUCUGAUCAGAGUCAGAGCUUCUGAUAAUCAUUUGACUGAUUAUUGAUUGAUUGAUUGAUUGAUUGAACCGUCAGUUGUGUAUAUAUCAAUGCUUCAUUCCUGGCAGAGCCCGAAUUCUAAAUAUAAAAUGUAUGUGAACAUAUCCUGAUUGUAUUUUUAUUGAUUUAAUGAUCUGACGACUUAAUCGUUCGUAUUUUUGUAGAAAAGCUUUAAAGGAGGAAACUCUGUGAACUUCCUGAGGUUCGAGGAUCUGAAGCCUGAUUGGACGAUUGACUGGAGAAACGACGACAACCAACAGAAUGUAGAAAUGUGUUGUUCUUCAUCUUUUCACGUUCACUGUGGGAUCAAUAAUAAUAAUUACAACUGAUUCAUCA
Platichthys flesus (European flounder) is the source of this 6009-nucleotide messenger RNA. RefSeq names its product MTSS I-BAR domain containing 1 (gene mtss1). Gene Ontology annotation, molecular function: actin binding; phospholipid binding. The transcript has 13 exons. NCBI's taxonomy places the organism in Eukaryota, Metazoa, Chordata, Actinopteri, Pleuronectiformes, Pleuronectidae. Gene Ontology annotation, biological process: cell projection assembly; plasma membrane organization. The coding region runs from base 762 to 3173 and encodes 803 amino acids. Gene Ontology annotation, cellular component: cytoplasmic side of plasma membrane; actin cytoskeleton. The record is from RefSeq and is a predicted model, not a curated record.